Molecule: messenger RNA, 1659 nt
Organism: Peniophora sp. CBMAI 1063
Lineage: Eukaryota; Fungi; Basidiomycota; Agaricomycetes; Russulales; Peniophoraceae
Source: the annotation of a GenBank genome assembly
AUGGAACUCAAGGCCGGCUCACCAUUUGACGCGUCCCAUACACGCAGCUCUACUCCUCCCUCUCCAGUCUGCAAGCAGGAGAGCCUCUCUCCCGCGAAUUCCUCCCCAUUGUCGGCACCUCCGAGAUCGCCAGAUGAACCUGAGCGCAAGUUCAGUCCCUCACCUGACGAAGACGCGUCUCCGUCCUCGGCACCGAGCCGCCGUCCCUCGACCGCCAGCUCGCGUGGUAGCAAGAACGGUGGUGCGCCCGAGAAGGAGAAGCGCAAACGCUCGCGCGUAACGCCCGACCAACUCGUACACCUCGAGCGCUUCUUCGCGAUGGACAGAAGCCCAACUGCCGCCCGGCGCCGUGAGAUCAGCCAGCUUCUCGGUAUGCAGGAGCGCCAGACACAGAUCUGGUUCCAAAACAGGCGUGCGAAGGCCAAGCUGUUAGACGGCAAAGUCAAGGGCAAGGAUUCGACUCCUCCACAGACGCCGCCCGAGCUCCGCCAAGGGUUUGAGGGUGAUCUUCAAUCCCUGAUCCGUGAACAGGACUCCAUCACAAUCAUCCCGUGCUACGAGUUGACCAUCGGUCACUGGCGCCGAAUCGCGACCCAGAUUGCGAAGCACGACCUUGUCACCUACGUCUGCGAGAAUCGUCGUUGUCUCGUCUGGUACAUCCAAUCAUCUGGCUACGGUUUUAAGAUCGAGGUUCCAUUCGACCGCAUCAAGGAGACCACGUACAUGAACACCGCGCCCGGAAAGGCUCUUGUCACCUUCAUCCUCCAUCAAUCCCCUCUCUUUUUCAUCGAGGAGCCCAUUGUAGAUAAUGGCAUCUACACUGGACGCCGCAUCUGGAAACGCUCGGCGGAUUGGACCGAAGGCGCUCAGGCGUCGAUGGAUCUCCGCCACGACCUUGUCGGCGCAUCAGCUCAGCUGGCGCACGUCCUUCGACACUUCAACCUUCCGAUGGCUGGAUCUUCGGACGCCCAAGUUAGGUCCCCGCCGCCUCCCUACCCCGCGCCCUCCUCAGAGGUAUCAGCGUCGAUGGGGUUCGAGCCACUCGCGGUGACCCGGCUUCCGGACAACAUGCCGUACGCUGUUCACGAUCAAUAUCCUGGGCAUGGCAACUCGACCCUUCAUCCUCUCGAGGCGCACAGGCGACCAUCUGACUAUCAUGUCGACCUAGACCCGCCUUCGUCUUCGCGUUCAUCAAGUAACCCAUCUCCAGCCCCAUCAUAUGCCUCGUACUCGCAAGUAUCCCCCUCCGCGCAGUCAAGCUUGUCGUAUUCCUCAUCCUCGCCGGGUUCGUCAGCUUCACCAUAUGCGACGCCCAUGUACUCUCCAUCGCACAGUGUUCUCGACGACGUUACACAUGCCCCGUUGUCGCGUAGCUAUCCCGGUCAGGGCUACCCGAGUGGUUUGCCCGCAGCGGGAACGCCAUCAGGAGGGCAUGCGCACUAUGCUCUGUCGAGUGGGGUAGUCGCGCCUGCUCAUGGACAGCAUUACGCGACGUCGGUAUCACCCCAGCUUGCGUAUGGAGGGCGGCCCCACGAGCUUGUUGUUCAUCAUCCGUCAGGGUUGGUGUCGCGGCCUGCGGGCCACGGUAUGGUGGGCGAGCCUGCCAUGCUUAGCGCUUCGCCCUACGACGAUGGUUACGGUCAUGGACCCCGCUACUAG